AUGACUUCAAAGCACACAACACAGACUGUCACUUCCACAGUCACCACUAAUUUGGUCACACCAGCUUUUAAACCUACAUCUACUGUCAACCCAAGCUUGAAUACUAUCCCUUCUACACCUUUCACACAUCGUACUGCUGCACCCACAAGUCAGGCAACAACGAGUGAAAAAUCAAGUAGCAGCAAGCAAACAUCUCCACUAACUUCAAGGGCUUUGACUUCAGCAGAAAUCAUCAGCACGAGCUCACUUCGAACAGUCAGUCAUUCAACAUCUAUCAUUAUUCCCGUUUCAAAUGCCACGACUCCACAUUGUACUGAUAACGACUGUCCAGGAUGUGCUGGCACCUGUGCAUUCAACACAACACUUGGAGGAUGUCACUGCCACUGCCAAGAGUUUGUCUUUGGAGACUUGUGUGUUUUUGGAGAAAAUGACACCUCUGCUCAAAUUGAUACCGGAGCGAUACCACCUCGAAAAGCAAAUAUUACUUUGGAAAUCCAGAUCACUUUUCAGGCGGCUUUUAGAGAUUUAAGCUCACCUGAAUCAUUAGAAUUCAUCGAGACACUGGAACAGGAGCUUGAAGCCCUAUGCAAAGAAGCAGAUCCACAAAGCUAUAAAAAAGUACAAGUCAUCAAGUUAUCACCGGGAAGUGUUGUCGCAGAGAGCGUGGUGGAGUACAUCUAUGCAAACAAUGAAACUCAAAUCCAGUUUAUCAACACUCAGCUUGAUGGGGUGUUGACUGGUAUCUUGAAUAAGACAAGCAACCUCAAUAAGAUCUCUCAGGCCUUUAAUGCAAGUGUGCAGUUAAAUGGACUCACCUUCCAGUCACCUGAGAUUAAAAAUAUCACAGACCUGAAGCCUUUUGUUAACUGCUCUCAGUUUGCUAAUUACACUGCUGAGAUUAGCAAUGGUCAAUGGCAGUGUGUCGGACCUUGCAAAACAAACCCUAAUUACUGUCACCAACAUGGAGAAUGUCGCAAUGAUGUCUACAAAGGGCCUACCUGCAGUUGCUUCGAGUCUAGCCUGGAGCAGUUUUAUGGUCCACAGUGUGACCUCUUCCGCUAUGGUCCGGGUUUCUACGGGGCACUGUUUGGAUCACUGGCAGGAGCACUCCUGCUCAUAAUUAUCAUUGUCAUUGCUGUCAUCAUUUUCAAAAAGAGACAUAUGAGUGUUUGGAAAAUUAGAAACAACAGAAGACUGUCUGCUUUUGAGGAAGAUUUCUAUGACUUCUCUGACACAGGAGAUCACAGCUUUGGAUUUGCAGGCACUUACACAUCAGAGGGUUUCAGGCCCCAUCUGCAAAAUGUUGACACUCAAGUGCAGGUCACAACAAGACGUCCUGAGGUUUUGAACAUCAGCCCUAGAUGA
Chelmon rostratus (copperband butterflyfish) is the source of this 1365-nucleotide messenger RNA. Its product is annotated as mucin-3B. NCBI's taxonomy places the organism in Eukaryota, Metazoa, Chordata, Actinopteri, Chaetodontiformes, Chaetodontidae. The transcript is spliced from 9 exons. Bases 1 to 1365 code for a protein of 454 amino acids. The record is from RefSeq and is a predicted model, not a curated record.